Populus nigra (black poplar) is the source of this 1303-nucleotide messenger RNA. RefSeq names its product protein IRX15-LIKE-like. The record is from RefSeq and is a predicted model, not a curated record. NCBI's taxonomy places the organism in Eukaryota, Viridiplantae, Streptophyta, Magnoliopsida, Malpighiales, Salicaceae. Bases 191 to 1156 code for a protein of 321 amino acids. Gene Ontology annotation, biological process: xylan biosynthetic process. The transcript has a single exon.
CAGUACCUUUCACCUCUCUCCUUGGGACUGGCGUACUACCCUCCUAAUCUCCCCCGUUGAUUCCUCCGUCUCCCUCUCUCAUUCCAAGUUAAAGACAGAGAGAGAGAGAGAGAGAGAGAGAGAGAUUUCAAAACUUGAACCCUUCUAAACCUUGUCUGUUUCAACUUUCAAAUCUUCACCUCAAGGAAAAAUGAAGACAAACACUAACACAAAACUCAUACUCCUUAACCCAUCUAUCCACAAAACCCUGCCUUCUUCUCACCGUCUUCGGUUACUCUUCAUAGUCACUUCCUUUACCAUAGCUUUCACUCUCACUCUCUUCACCACCACCACCUUCCCUACAACCACCACAACUUCAACUCUCACCACCUCCACCACCUCUCUACCACUAUCCAUCACCGCUGCCCUCCUCCACUACGCCUCCACAGCCAACUCCACAACACCCCACAUGUCAUCCGCUGAACUCUCCACCAUCGCAACCACCCUUCAAAACUGCUCUUCUCAUUGCAAUUUCCUCGUUUUUGGCCUGACCCACGAGACCCUUCUGUGGAAAUCACUCAAUUUCCAUGGUCGUACAAUCUUUCUUGAUGAAAGUGAGUACUUUGUUUCGAACUUUGAAAAAGACCACCCUGAUAUCGAAGCUUAUGAUAUACAAUUCACCUCCAAAGUUAGUGAAAUGAGUGAUCUUUUAUUAGUGACAAAAGGGCAAGUUAAUGGUGACUGCAGGCCUGUACAAAAUCUACUCUUCUCUGAUUGUAAGCUUGGCAUAAAUGACAUGCCUAAUCACAUUUAUGAAAUCUCUUGGGAUGUGAUUUUAAUUGAUGGGCCUCGUGGGUAUUUCGCGGCAGCUCCAGGGAGGAUGUCACCAAUAUUUACUGCUGCUGUUCUGGCAAGGAGUAAGAGAGGAGGCAACAAGAAGACACAUGUUUUUGUGCAUGAAAUUGAUAGAGAAGUUGAGGGGGUUUAUAGUGAAGAGUUUCUGUGUGAAGAGAAUCUGGUAGAGACUAUUGAUUCACUGGGACAUUUUGUGUUGGAGAGAGAGGAAGCUAAUUGCUUUGAGUUCUGCAAAAAUUCGACAUCUGUGUCAUCAUCAUUGCCAACUUCAAUAACAAAGACGGCAUCUUUAUCAUCCGGGGAUGAUGAUUUUGAUGAUUGAGAUCAUGGAUUUGUGUGAUUACUUGUACCAUCGCAUAUGUUUCUUCCCUUCUUUCUUUUAAUAUAGAAAUGUAGUUUUUAUAGGACUUAAACUGCCAAAAAAUUCCUCAAAAUCAAGCCUGAAAAAUCAAGUGCCCGUUGUUCAAAA